Messenger RNA from Dama dama (fallow deer), 3277 nucleotides. RefSeq names its product protein phosphatase 2 regulatory subunit B'alpha (gene PPP2R5A). Bases 743 to 2206 code for a protein of 487 amino acids. NCBI's taxonomy places the organism in Eukaryota, Metazoa, Chordata, Mammalia, Artiodactyla, Cervidae. Gene Ontology annotation, cellular component: nucleus; protein phosphatase type 2A complex; cytosol. The record is from RefSeq and is a predicted model, not a curated record. Gene Ontology annotation, biological process: protein dephosphorylation; signal transduction. The transcript is spliced from 13 exons. Gene Ontology annotation, molecular function: protein phosphatase activator activity.
CCCCCUGCAGCCGCCCGCCCCUCUCCUCUCCCAGCACCUUCUCAAGUUGUAGCGGCCGCUCGCCAGGGGUUCUCUGUGGGCGGCGGAAGGGCGCGUGGGGGAGGGGGUUCGGACCGCUGGGCGCUUCGAGGAGCGAGUGUGUGUGUGUGUGCGCGCCCGGGGCCGGGGCAGCGGGUCACCGCCCCGGGAGAUGAGGGGUCGGCGCUGACAGGGAAGAGCGCCGGCGGUGGAGACAGCGGCUCGGAGGGCCCCGCGAUGGCAGCGCCUCGGGAGGAGGCUCGAGGCAGGGCGGGCUGCCCUGGCAGCGGCCACUGAGGUGCUUGGCGGGCCGGCCGGCCGGGGACCCGGGCCGCCAGGGACGAGAGGCGCGUCCGACGUCGGCGCCCUCGCAGCCCUCGCCUCAGUUGUCUGAACUUCGGGCUCCUAUCCACCCGCCCUCGGAACUCGGGAGUCAACAACUUCUUCACACACCACCCCCCCUCCGCCCCCGCCAGCCCCGGGGAGCUCGCCGAGUGGCGGGGACCGGGAACCUCCGGCCCUGAGAUGUGGCCGUGAGGCGUCGGCGGGCGGCGAGGAGAGCGCUCGGCGGGCACCCGGGAGCGGGAGGGCGGUGCGGCCGGGGGGCACGGGGCGGAGGGGCGCGAGCUCCUCGGCGCCUCUCCCCCGCCUCCUCCUCCUCCUCCUGCCGCUGCCUGUUCCGUGCAAGCAGCAGCCCGAGCUGCCAAGCGCCAGGGCCGCGGAGAUGUCGUCGUCGUCGCCGCCGCCGGCGGGGGCUGCCAGCGCCGCCAUCUCGGCCGCCGAGAAAGUGGACGGCUUCACCCGGAAAUCGGUGCGCAAGGCGCAGAGGCAGAAGCGCUCGCAGGGCUCGUCGCAGUUCCGCUGCCAGUGCAACCAGCCGGAGCUGCACCCCUUGCCCCAACUCAAAGAUGCCACCUCAAAUGAACAGCAAGAGCUUUUCUGUCAGAAGUUGCAGCAGUGUUGCAUACUGUUUGAUUUCAUGGACUCUGUUUCAGACUUGAAGAGCAAAGAAAUUAAAAGAGCAACAUUGAAUGAACUGGUUGAGUAUGUUUCAACUAAUCGUGGUGUAAUUGUUGAAUCAGCGUAUUCUGAUAUAGUAAAAAUGAUCAGUGCUAACAUCUUCCGAACUCUUCCUCCAAGUGAUAAUCCGGAUUUUGAUCCAGAAGAGGAUGAACCCACACUUGAGGCCUCUUGGCCUCACAUACAAUUGGUGUAUGAAUUCUUCUUGAGAUUUUUGGAGAGCCCUGAUUUCCAACCUAGCAUUGCAAAGCGAUACAUUGAUCAGAAAUUUGUACAACAGCUCCUGGAGCUUUUUGAUAGUGAAGAUCCCAGAGAACGUGACUUCCUGAAGACUGUUCUACAUCGAAUUUAUGGGAAAUUUCUUGGAUUAAGAGCGUUCAUCAGAAAACAAAUUAACAACAUUUUCCUCAGGUUUAUAUAUGAAACAGAACAUUUCAAUGGUGUUGCUGAACUCCUUGAAAUUUUAGGAAGUAUUAUCAAUGGCUUUGCAUUGCCACUGAAAGCAGAACAUAAACAAUUUCUAAUGAAGGUUCUUAUUCCUAUGCAUACUGCAAAAGGAUUAGCUUUGUUUCAUGCUCAGCUAGCCUACUGUGUUGUACAGUUCCUGGAGAAAGAUACAACACUAACAGAACCCGUGAUCAGAGGAUUGCUGAAAUUUUGGCCAAAAACAUGCAGUCAGAAAGAGGUGAUGUUUUUAGGAGAAAUUGAAGAAAUCUUAGAUGUCAUUGAACCAACACAAUUCAAAAAAAUUGAAGAGCCCCUUUUUAAGCAGAUAUCCAAGUGUGUAUCCAGUUCUCAUUUUCAGGUUGCAGAAAGGGCACUGUACUUCUGGAACAAUGAAUAUAUUCUUAGUUUGAUUGAGGAGAAUAUUGAUAAAAUUCUGCCAAUUAUGUUUGGCAGUUUGUACAAAAUCUCCAAAGAACACUGGAAUCCGACCAUUGUAGCGCUGGUGUACAAUGUGCUGAAGACGCUCAUGGAGAUGAACGGCAAGCUUUUCGACGACCUCACCAGCUCUUACAAAGCUGAGAGACAGAGGGAGAAAAAGAAGGAAUUGGAACGAGAAGAAUUAUGGAAAAAAUUGGAGGAGCUAAAGCUAAAGAAAGCUCUAGAAAAGCAGAACAGUGCUUACAACAUGCACAGUAUUCUCAGCAAUACAAAUGAUGAAUAAAAAAAAAAAGCCUGCCACCUCUGUUGGCUAGGCGGUUUUGUACACUUUUUUGAAAUAUGUAAAAAUUAUGAAACAAACCUCAUCAGUAUAAUAUAAUUAAAAGGCCAAUUUUUUUUCUGGCAACUGUAAAUGAAAAAAAUAUAUGGACUAAACAUAGCCCUGUGCUGUAUCAUGGCCACAGUAUAUUGUAACCCUUGCCUAAUCAUUGAUUUGUGUCACUUGUGAAGUUUCACAGAAAUGAAUGAACUUUAUCACCGAUGUGAUAUGAGUGAAAUAAUUGUGGGCAUAGUAAGAACUGUGACUUGAGUUCUGGUUUUGGUUGUGCUGCACACAGGCACGGUAGUCUGCUCUGUGUGUUUUUCCCUUUGAUAAUGUGCUUUUCACAUCGCUGCAGACCUUCGUUACAUCCGAGGAAAAAAGACUAUUUCCUAAACUAAAACUAAGGUGUAAUUCUUAUCCUUUCUUUCAUCUCUUCCAGAAGUAUGAUGGAGGGAACUACUUGCCCUAAGCCUUCCUUUUGAUAUAUUACUGUACUCUGGAAUUUGAGCAAAAACUUAAUUUCCAGGCUUUUAAAAGCACAAAUUAUAAAUAAAAGCUGGGAAAGUAAACCAGGUUUCCGAUCAGUCCUUAUGAAUCUCCCCCUUCAUCUGCAACUCCCCAGGGUGAUGAGCACAGACGCGUGGAGGCAGCACGGUGAACACCGCCUGCCUCUCAGUCCAUUCCUCCUCUUCCUCCCAAAGGCUGAAGGCAGGGCCUUCCCAGUCCUCACAGCCUGCCCUUCUCCGGCCCCUCCUGACAGGGACGGAGGCGUUGAGUCCCACGGUGUGGUGGUGCGGAGCGCGUGUCACUGCCUGGCUGUACUUAAAGGAGAUGCAGUAGGCGUCCUCUGUAGGGUUCUGAAAAGGCGGCCAGUAGGAAGCCAUGUACGUUUUUACUUGGUCAAGUAUUUCUCACAUUUUAUUAUCAGAGUACCAUUCCAAUCUCUUGCAGUUGUGUGGAAAACUGUUUUGUAAUGAAAGAUCUUUAUUGGGGGAUUGAGCAGCAUUUAAUAAAGUCUAUGUUUGUAUUUUG